UAUGGAAUGUAUUAAUGACAAAGAUAUUUGUAAUGCAGAGCCGAAUUGUAUAGAUUUCUCUGAUGAACAAUGUAGACAAGUGCUUUCCGAAGAUUUAGGUCUAUGCCAAAAAGGACUUCACCAUUGUGACAAUUCAAAAUGUUUAUCAGAAGCUGAAAUAUGUAAUAAAUAUGUUAAAUGUGAAGAUUUUAGUGAUGAAAGCCAAGAUAAUUGCAUCGAUCUGGGUUAG
Messenger RNA from Dimorphilus gyrociliatus, 229 nucleotides. The record is from the annotation of a GenBank genome assembly. Lineage: Eukaryota; Metazoa; Annelida; Polychaeta; Dinophilidae.